AUUGCUGCAGAACUUCUAAAAAACGCAGAUGAGCUAGUGAAGCAGAAGAUUCACCCUACCUCCAUUAUUGGUGGAUACCAACUUGCUUGCAAGGAAGCAGUUCGCUACAUCAAUGAAAAUCUUAUUAUUAACACAGAUGAAUUGGGCAGAGAUUGCCUAAUUAAUGCUGCUAAAACAUCAAUGUCCUCUAAAAUUAUAGGAAUCGAUGGUGAUUUCUUUGCUAAUAUGGUGGUGGAUGCUGCACUGGCAGUUAAAUAUACAGACCAAAAGGGUCAGGCUCGAUAUCCAAUCAACUCGGUUAAUGUUUUGAAGGCACAUGGCCGCAGCCAAAAAGAGAGCAUACUUGUGAACGGUUACGCUCUGAACUGCGUGGUGGGCUCACAGGGUAUGACCAAGAGAAUAGUUAAUGCGAAGAUUGCAUGCCUUGACUUCAGCCUCCAGAAAGCAAAAAUGAAGCUUGGUGUUCAGGUUGUUAUCUCGGAUCCUGAAAAGCUGGACCAGAUAAGACAGAGGGAAUCAGAUAUUACCAAAGAAAGGAUCCAGAAGAUUUUGGCCACUGGUGCCAAUGUUAUUCUCACCACUGGAGGCAUUGAUGAUAUGUGUCUGAAGUACUUUGUUGAUGCUGGUGCUAUGGCAGUACGAAGAGUUGUAAAGAAGGACCUUAAGCGGAUUGCUAAGGCAUCUGGAGCAACCAUAUGUUCAACCCUUGCAAACCUUGAAGGUGAGGAGAGUUUUGAGGCAUUAAUGCUGGGACAGGCAGAAGAGGUGAUUCAAGAGAGAAUCUGUGAUGAUGAGCUGAUUUUAAUCAAGAAUACAAAAGCUCGUACUUCAGCAUCAAUUAUCUUACGAGGAGCCAAUGACUUCAUGUGCGAUGAAAUGGAACGAUCUAUACACGAUGCUCUCUGUGUUGUUAAACGAGUGUUGGAAUCCAAGUCUGUUGUCCCAGGUGGUGGUGCUGUAGAGGCAGCGCUUUCAAUUUAUCUUGAAAAUUAUGCAACCAGCAUGGGAUCACGUGAACAACUUGCAAUAGCAGCAUUUGCAAGAUCCCUCUUAAUAAUUCCAAAUACACUGGCAGUCAAUGCUGCUCAAGAUGCAACAGAUCUCGUCGCAAAAUUGAGAGCAUUCCACAAUGAGGCUCAAGUUAACCCAGAUCGAAAGAAUCUGAAAUGGAUUGGUCUUGACUUGAUCAAUGGAAAACCUCGUGAUAACAAGCAAGCUGGUGUCUUUGAACCAACCAUGGUCAAAACUAAGAGCCUAAAGUUUGCAACAGAAGCUGCAAUUACUAUUCUUCGAAUUGAUGAUCUUAUUAAAUUGCACCCGGAAACGAAAGAAGAGAGAGGGUGCUAUGAGGAUGCAGUUCACUCUGGAGCACUUGAAGAAUAAUUUAGGGUUUAUUUAUGUUUGUCUAACUCACAUUUCCCACUCUUGAAACUAAAAUGUUAAUAAAACAAGUGGUUGAAUGCUGCUGCUA
Mesitornis unicolor (brown roatelo) is the source of this 1471-nucleotide messenger RNA. It is a transcript of the gene TCP1, whose product is annotated as t-complex 1. Lineage: Eukaryota; Metazoa; Chordata; Aves; Mesitornithiformes; Mesitornithidae. The record is from RefSeq and is a predicted model, not a curated record. Gene Ontology annotation, molecular function: ATP-dependent protein folding chaperone; ATP binding. Bases 181 to 1383 code for a protein of 400 amino acids. Gene Ontology annotation, biological process: protein folding. The transcript is spliced from 9 exons. Gene Ontology annotation, cellular component: chaperonin-containing T-complex.